Humulus lupulus (European hop) is the source of this 399-nucleotide messenger RNA. RefSeq lists its product as uncharacterized. The transcript has a single exon. Lineage: Eukaryota; Viridiplantae; Streptophyta; Magnoliopsida; Rosales; Cannabaceae. The coding region runs from base 1 to 399 and encodes 132 amino acids. The record is from RefSeq and is a predicted model, not a curated record.
AUGCCCCCAACAUCAUUUAUGGACCUCAUAAACCGGGUUUUCAAGGAGUAUCUAGAUCGGUUUGUCAUCGUGUUCAAAGAUGAUAUACUGGUGUAUUCUAAGAUAGAGGAGGAGCAUGAGGAGCACCUGCAUUUGACUUUGCAACGAUUGAGAGAACAUCAAUUGUAUGCGAAGUACAAGAAGUGUGAGUUUUCGUUGUCUAAGGUUGCAUUUUUGGGACACAUUGUCACUAAUGGGGGAAUCAAGAUUGAUCCUACUAAGGUCGCUGGAGUGAAGGAGUGGCCAAGACUGAAGAAUGCCUCUGAGGUCAUAAUUUUUCUAGGAAGUAGCUAUAGUGACGUGGGGCAUUACAUUGUGGCUCUUUCCUCGACCGAAGCAGAAUACAUAGCUCUCACAUAA